Penaeus vannamei (Pacific white shrimp) is the source of this 1021-nucleotide messenger RNA. Lineage: Eukaryota; Metazoa; Arthropoda; Malacostraca; Decapoda; Penaeidae. The record is from RefSeq and is a predicted model, not a curated record.
GAUCCAAAAGACUCGAGUGUCCAUACACAAACGAUAGAAAGACUGGAGGGACCAAGAGUCCUGGCAUGCGAGCUGACUAUCUCCAUCAGUAUUUUUCUCGCUACCUAUUAAUUCGUGAAUACAAGGAAAAUGCCCUCCACAUUUUUUUUUUCUUGAAGCUGCCCGGCUGUAUCCGCCCCAGAGUGAAAAGAGGAGGGAGUUAACCCCCGCCCAAGACCCGUUUAAUGAGGCGGACACCUCUUGACUCGAGCGACUCAGAGUAAGUUUGCUCAGGAAUAUUUAAUCAUGGCUGAGGAACCAAAAGGCUUGACGAAUGAGGAGGCUGCUGCAUGCUGCGCAGAGCCACAUGAAUCCACAAAGGAUUUCAUUAUGCAGCAAACAAUGUUUCGAAUUAAAGACCCAAAGCAAUCAUUAGACUUCUACAGCCGCAUCAUGGGAAUGCGCUUGUUGAAAAAAUUAGAUUUUCCCUCUAUGAAGUUCUCGCUUUACUUUGUUGGUUAUGAACCUGCGGAAGAUAUACCUUCUGACGAAACAGAACGCACUUCGUGGUGCUUCUCAAGAAAGGCUACAGUAGAGCUUACACACAACUGGGGAACAGAAUCUGAUCCAAACUUCACAGGAUAUCACAAUGGAAAUUCUGAGCCAAAAGGCUUUGGCCACAUUGGAGUUAUGGUUCCUGAUGUAGAUAAGGCAUGUGAAAGAUUCGAGUCCCUUGGGGUCAAGUUUGUGAAAAAGCCAAAUGAUGGAAAGAUGAAAGGACUUGCAUUCAUUCAAGACCCAGAUGGAUACUGGAUUGAAAUUUUCAAUUCUGGAACCAUUGCAACAUUGGUAUAAUUCCUUAAAAACGGGUUUAUGUAAGGUUUUGGCUUCCAAAUUUACUUAUAUUGUUUUAUUUAUGUAAUGUUUAUCUUAUGCUUCAAUAACCAUUGAUAUUUUAUGUAAUGGGUGAUGUGUCCAUAAAAUUGGGCACCCCACCCCCCCAAUCUAAAUGACCUUAAAUACAUGUUUACUACUGCCAAAA